UCUUUGAUAUUCCGCCUUCAAAGUUGUUUAGUGGCUCUUCGUUUUCACUCGAAGAUAAAAAAAACAACAGCGACAACAACAAAGAAAACUGGUACGAGAACAUUAAGGGUAAUAACAGUAAAGAGAGCGAAAUCAAGAAAAAGGAGGAAUUAUUAUAUUUUGACGCGACGGUGAAUUCAGAAUCUGCUCCUUUACACUUUAGAAUGAAAAAUACGGAAAUUUCUUCAGCAACAACCACAAAAGAGGCAGCAGCACCACAAAGCACGACAAAAAGUCAUGAUAAUGUAUCAGUUAAACAGGAAAUAAAAGACGCUGACAAUAAGGAAUUGUUUUCGCUUUCAAGCACACAUAUGUUCAGUCAACGUGGUUUGGGUGAAAAAAUUUCAAUAAAAGAAAGGGCAUUAUCGAGGACUCUCAAGUGGAAAGAAACCACUUACAAAAAUAUUGGCAAAAGGAAUAAAUUCCGUAAAACAUACAACAACCACUCCUUAUGGAUAAUAUUAAUCUUUCUUGCUGUAUUGUCGGUGGUUACAUAUUUUUACAUUUCGGUACUUUCUCCAGUCGAGACACCUACAAUUGUGAAUUCUAUUAAUAAUCAGACUCUAAAUAAUGGAGGCAGUGGUGAUCUUCACUAUCUUGACGACAAUCUAUUAUUACAGCAAGAACCAAUAAGUAAAGCGCGUCCAAACGAGAAAAAAGAGGAAGAAAAAGAAGAAUCAACAAAGCAAAUUAAAAAAUACGAGCAGACUGUCAAAAAGUUGAAGCAGAUAGUUGGCCUUUAUAGUUUCUAUAAAAAUGAAAAAGAUCACGCGGUCAAUGCUGAGGUUGUAAAGGAGUUGACCUCGCCUUUACGUGGAGACCCUCAUUUUACGUACAAGCAACCGUUUCAGCAUCUCGUCCUGAGUCAUGAAACUCCAAAAAAUUAUUUUGGGUGCCGACCAUUUUCGAGUGUCGAGGGAAACUUAACUCUCAAAUUCAAAUCAGAGUUACGACGCAUCAAGGCAAUCGCUUAUGUUCAUAUGGACCCAGACUUGACCAGUGCACCCAAAGAAAUCGAAAUUCACACCAUUACCAAGAACGACGACAAUGAUAAAUAUCAUUACCAUGACUAUACCAAGGUGUUUUCGAUCAUCAAGCGAUUCGUAACUAAAACAAAAUAUUCCUUACCAAUUCCUCCUUUACAUGAUUUUCAAUUCAUCGCCAAUUUUACAUACGCUAUCGACCAAAUGCCCCUACAAAUAUUCGAAAUUCCGAGCAUCGUGCAGCCAUCGACUGGAAUACGGUAUCUUUUAUUUAACAUCAAGUCUAAUUGGGGGAACGAAGCCACUUGUUUGUCAAGGUUUCGUGUCUAUGGCGAAUUAAUUGGUGAUGAUGGUAGUUGA
This is a messenger RNA of Ambispora leptoticha, 1382 nucleotides long. The record is from the annotation of a GenBank genome assembly. Lineage: Eukaryota; Fungi; Glomeromycota; Glomeromycetes; Archaeosporales; Ambisporaceae.